This is a messenger RNA of Peronospora farinosa, 1044 nucleotides long. NCBI's taxonomy places the organism in Eukaryota, Oomycota, Peronosporomycetes, Peronosporales, Peronosporaceae. The record is from the annotation of a GenBank genome assembly.
AUGCAGUUACAGACAUUAGCGUACGCCAUUUCCGGGGCGUUUACGCUUCUUUCGAUUAUUCUCUCGGGAUGGCUCAUUUGGACUCAUUUACUGUAUAAUCCAUCGGCUCGUAUACGUAAACAUGUGAUUCGUAUUCUUCUUAUGGUCCCCAUCUAUGCUCUAACGUCGUAUAUGGCAUUAGUAUUUAAUGACUCCAAGCUCUUGUUUGAAACCGUGCGUGAUUUAUACGAAGCUUUUGCUUUGUACUCCUUUCAUUGUUUCCUAGUGGAAUAUCUUGGUGGUCAGUCGGUUUUAGCCAGUACCAUGCGGUCAAAGCCCGAGAUGACGCAUGUUUUUCCCUUUUGUUGUGUCCGGUCGUGGUCCAUGGGUGGCAAGUUUUUACGUCAGACGACAAUUGGCAUCUUGCAAUAUAUUCCCAUUAAAUUAUUAAUGAGUAUUGUCAUGCUGAUUACAAGUGUUGCGGGGGUGUAUGGAGAAGGGGAAUUAUGGAAUCCACUUGUGAGUUACAGUUAUGUCUGUUUGAUUCUCAGUGUAUCGCAAACAUGGGCACUUUAUUGUCUUUUGAUUUUUUUUCAUGGAGCUCAUGAGGAAUUACAACCAAUGCGUCCAUGGCCGAAAUUUCUAGCAAUUAAAGCUAUUAUUUUCUUUACCUAUUGGCAAUCCGUGAUGAUUAGUGUAUUGGUGAGUCUUGGAGUGAUUUCGGAAAAAUGGCAUAUUGGAUGUCCAGAUUGCUGGAAUGCACAAAAAAUUGCUUCGGCAUUAAAUGAUUUUGUCAUUUGUGUUGAAAUGCUUGGGUUUGCCAUUGCACACCAUUAUGCAUUUGCUAUUGAAGACUUUUUAGCACCAGCAGGGACGUCAGGGAUUACUGUGCCAUUUUCAAACGUCAAAGCACCAUUGUUGGCUAAUUUUAUGGACGCAAUUAAUGUCACCGACGUCUCGACGGAUCUCAAGAAUUCGAGGAAUGAAAUUCUGACCAAGAAACAGGCAUUGGCUGCUAAAUUUGAUCGGUUCAACACUUUGUCACCUCGUGGUAGUAUGUUUUGA